AUGGCCGACCGAUUCCCAUCUCUCGAGGACUUUGAUUCGGGGGCGCAAACCGAUAUCAAGGACCCAUCCGCCGAUCCCUCGACUGAUGACUUCCUCGCCCGCGAGAAGGCUCUUCUCGGAGACGAUGCUGACCAGUUUGCGACCAACGAUGACGCUGCUGCCUUUGUCGAUGCCGAAGGCGAUCUCCUCGGUUCCGGCGGCAAUGAGCAGUCAACAUUUGAGUCUCAGUUCCCUGACUUGACUCAGCCUGAUGCGGGUACUGGACUUACGCCCGGCGGAACCGCUGUCACUGGACCUUCUGUCAGCUACAACUCGGGAUACCAGGCUUACGCUGAGGAAGAGGAGGAGCCCGAGGUUAUCAAGGAGUGGCGCGAACGACGGGAUGCCCAGAUUGCGAAGCGCGUCGAACAAUUUGCCGCCCAACGAGAGGAGACAAUCAAGGAGGCCCAGCAAAACAUCGACGACUUCUAUGACAACUAUAACAACAAGAAGGAGAAGGGAAUCGCCCAGACACGAAAGGAGGCCGAGGAGUUCCUGGCCAACCAGGAGGACACCGUUUCUGGCGGCACCAGCUGGGACCGUAUCGCCAAGCUGGUGGAUGUCAGCGGCAAGGGCACCAAGGGUGGUGCCUCUGGAUCCGGCAAGGAGCGCUUCCGUGAGCUGCUCGUGAGCCUGCGCAAGGACGAGAAGGCGCCUGGCGCCACGGGCUACUAG
Molecule: messenger RNA, 714 nt
Organism: Fusarium vanettenii 77-13-4
Lineage: Eukaryota; Fungi; Ascomycota; Sordariomycetes; Hypocreales; Nectriaceae
Exons: 3
Coding region: 1-714 (237 amino acids)
Biological process (GO): clathrin coat assembly; clathrin-dependent endocytosis; intracellular protein transport
Cellular component (GO): clathrin coat of coated pit; clathrin coat of trans-Golgi network vesicle; plasma membrane
Molecular function (GO): clathrin heavy chain binding; structural molecule activity
Source: RefSeq, a predicted model, not a curated record